UUCUCCGUCCGUGCCUCCGGCCACUCGCAUCGGACCCAUCUCGCCCAUCCACCGCCACCGCCGCGCGUCGACCAUGAAGGACCCCUUCGAGGCGGCAGUCGAGGAGCAGGACUCGCCGCCGGAGUCGCCGGCGCCGCCGGAGGAGGAGGCCGGCGCAGCGGGCCCCGCGGAAGACCCCGAGGACUACGACGGCGGCGGCCCGCGCGCCCCGCCGCCGCGGCAGCCGGCGGCCCCGGCGUCGCUCGCCGCGGCCGCGGCCAAGGCCAAGGGCCGGGUCCAGAGGGAGCAGCAGGAGGAUGAGGACGAUGAGGAGGACCAGAUGGAGGUCGACCUCGAGAAGCUCCCCACCAGCACCGGCGACCCCGACAAGCUCGCCAAGAUGAAUGCUAUACUGUCCCAAUUUACGGAAGAGCAGAUGAACCGUUAUGAGUCAUUCCGAAGAUCGGGAUUUCAAAAAUCAAACAUGAAAAGGCUAUUGACAAGCAUCACUGGAAGUCAAAAGAUUUCUAUCCCUACAUCAAUUGUGGUAUCAGGGAUAGCAAAAAUGUUUGUUGGGGAGCUAAUUGAAACAGCCAGGAUAGUGAUGACUGAGAGGAAGGAUUCUGGACCGAUUAGGCCUUGCCACAUCAGGGAAGCAUACAGAAGACUGAAGCUUGAAGGGAAGAUACCACGACGAUCUGUUCCUAGGCUCUUCCGUUAGAGAAGCAUCUCUGUUGAUAUCAAUCAGGACAGAGUUGGGUCUUUCUGUCAAACAUGAAAGUAUGAUGCUAGUGGCCAUUCGUUUCCCUUGUAACUGCAAGUAUCAUCUUACAUAUCUUGGGGAAAAAAUGCUGUGUAUAAAGCUAGGGUUAUUAACCCAGUGUACUGUAUGUUGGCCAUCGAACAAAUUGCAUGUACCAUUUGGGUGUAUUUAAAUAUCAUCCAUGUUUGUGGUCCAAAAGAAGCGGUGGUUUGGCUUGCUACA
Panicum hallii is the source of this 964-nucleotide messenger RNA. RefSeq names its product transcription initiation factor TFIID subunit 11. Gene Ontology annotation, molecular function: transcription coactivator activity; protein heterodimerization activity. The coding region runs from base 74 to 700 and encodes 208 amino acids. The transcript is spliced from 4 exons. The record is from RefSeq and is a predicted model, not a curated record. Gene Ontology annotation, cellular component: transcription factor TFIID complex; nucleus. Gene Ontology annotation, biological process: transcription initiation at RNA polymerase II promoter; RNA polymerase II preinitiation complex assembly. NCBI's taxonomy places the organism in Eukaryota, Viridiplantae, Streptophyta, Magnoliopsida, Poales, Poaceae.